AGACAGUCUAAGGUUAAAGUUUUGGGUGAACGAUUCUGCCUUAAGUAACUAAGGGGAGGAGAACCGCCAACCCGAAGCGACAACAAGGAGGCGACUGAUCGGAGGCGGGCAUUAGCCAGACUUUCCAGUCUGUGAGUUUGUGCUCUUCCGGAAUACUGGAAGGAGUCAGAGGUUUUGGGAACGCAGCCGAGACACCGCCUUCCUCCCCGAGCACGUCUCUCUCUUCAGAGCUCUCCCAGUUGGGAGGAGUGUCCAGUUCCCCGCGAGAAGAAGGUUUUAGGGCGCCAUUGACGCGGGCAUCGCCAGUUGCAGCGAGCUGGCUUUCUUGGGCGUUCCUCGCCCUCCGCGUUUUACUCCUUCUGCCCGAAACAGAGCAGAUUCGGCUUCCGAACCUUUCGAAAAUCGAGGCCCGCGGUGCCGCGAGGUUCUCCUCCGCCCUUUUCGAAGGCGACGCCGUCCUGCGAAUUCGCAAGACCGAAAGCGCAAUACUGUCUCCGGCGCGAGGUUGGGUCACCUGUUCCGGUCGAAGGGAGUGGGAGGAGAAGAAGAGUCAAAGGGGUGGGCGGGAGGAAAGUUUUUGGGAGAGGAAAGCCGAGCGGCUCCUAAAAAAAAAAAAAAAAAAGUUCGCUUCGAUCAGCCGGAUUCCGGAGACGAAGAGAUGGCGGCCGAGAAAAGACGGGUGGGGAAUGAUAUUAGGAGCGGCUGGUAGAAAGUAGUAGGUUAGAGUUCGGGACGAUUCGGCUGAGCCGCCGCUGAAGAGCCAGUUGGAGCGCAGGAUGUGAUGCGAAAAAAAGAAGUUGGAAGCCAGUCGCGGAAGAACCGGCGCCUCUUGGCCGAGAUUAUCGGGAGUUGGUGGGAAAGGAAGAUUCCGCCACUUCGCCACGCCGGGCAUCGUUUGGGACGCCUGGCCCGAAUUCCUUCGCCAGGGGCGCGUUUCGGAGAACUUGCCCUAGUUUGAUGGCCUCUGGCUGCAGCAUGAGGACGAACAACGGAGGCCCCGACGGCAGGAGCAGUGCCAGUUGCUCGCCUUGCGCCAUCAGCUACACCCUGCCCAUCAUCUCUUCCAACAAGCUCCCGGACCAGCGCUUCGUCAGCCGCGGGGCCUACGGGACGGUGUCCUCCGCGCGUCACGCAGACUGGCGGAUCCCGGUGGCUGUCAAGUCCCUGCAGGGGAGCCUGUUAGAAAGUGAGCGAGAGAGUCUCUUAAAAGAAGCUGAAAUUUUACAUCAGGCAAGAUUCAGUUACAUUCUACCAAUUUUGGGAAUUUGCAACGAACCUCAGUUUCUGGGAAUUGUGACUGAAUAUAUGCCUAAUGGAUCACUGAACCAACUUUUAUAUGAGAAAAACAUCUAUCCCGACAUUGCUUGGUCACUCAGGUAUCGCAUUGUGUAUGAAAUUGCUUUGGGAGUAAAUUAUCUUCACAACCUGAAUCCUCCACUCAUGCACCAUGAUUUGAAGACUCAGAAUAUUUUACUUGACAGUGAGUUCCAUGUUAAGAUUGCAGAUUUUGGUUUAUCAAAGUGGCGCAUGAUAUCCAUGUCACUUUCAAAAGGGGAUAAAUCAAUGUCUGAGGGAGGGACCAUCAUUUACAUACCACCUGAAUGUUAUAAUAGCAGCAAAAACCGUUCAAGUGUAAAGCAUGAUAUAUACAGUUAUGCCAUUAUUAUGUGGGAAGUGAUGUCCAGAAAAAAACCAUUCGAAGAAAUUGUACAUUACUUGCAAAUUAUGUUUAGCAUGUCACAAGGGAAGCGUCCAGAUGUUGGGGAAGAGACUUUGCCCCUUGAUAUUCCUUACCGAGAAUUGAUAGUGUCUUUAAUGGAAUCUGCUUGGGCACCCAAUCCAGAGGAAAGACCAUCUUUUUCAAGGUGCUUAAUAGAUCUUGAAUCUGUGAUGAGGACCUUUGAAGAGAUACCUAUGCUUGAAGCAGUAAUAGAUUUAAAGAGGGCCAAAGCACACUAUGAAUGGAAUUGCAUUCAUUUGUCUAAGAAGAUAUCCAGUGAUGAAUCAAUAUCUUUAAAUAUACCACUGAACACUAGUACAAAAGAGAAUUCCUGUUCAUCCCAAGAUGAUCAAUCUUAUCCGUCAAGUGUUCCCCAAAAUAUAUCAAAACCCUGCAACCUCCUUUCAGAUGUUAAGGAUGAACCACACUCGCUGCUCAGUUAUGUUCCACACUCCCAGAGUACUCAGUCUUGCGUAUCUCAACAAAGUUCUUCAUCUAACACAGAUAGUUCUAAUUCAUCAAAUUCCAUGCCAGGCUUGCUACAGAUAGCAGGAACCAAUCCAGACUUUAUAUUGAGGACUAUGCAGUCACAAGAUUUUGCUGUAGCUCAGAAUUGGAUCCAAACUAAAAGAGAGAUUGUCCAUCAGAUGACCGACACUUGCAUUAACCAGUGUUUAGAUGCCCUUGUCGCCAGGGAUUUAAUCAUGAAAGAAGAUUAUGAACUCAUUAACACCAGAUCUACAAGGACCGCAAGAGUCAGGCAACUGCUUGAUACUACUGACAGUCAAGGAGAAGAAGUUGCUAGAAUCAUAGUACAAAAAUUGAAAGAUAACAAACAGAUGGGACUUCAGCCUUACCCAAAUAUACCGCCUGUAUCCAGGGGCACUUCUUUGCAUCUAUAAAUGUCAGGACUUGCAAUCUGGAUUUCUAUUUCUGAAGUAUCUUUUAUGUUUCUGCUGCAUGGCUCCAAACGAGGGUCUUAGUUUGCUGGCUGAGGGGGAGGGCAUCUGGCAAAUGGAACUAUUACACAAUGUUCUUACCGUUUUUAAAAAUAACAACACACUUGGACUUCCUUACUGAAUAAAUCUGUGUUUUGUGGAAUUAUUAAAAAGAAAAUAUAAAUUAUACAAAGAAUAUAAAAUACAAAAGAAUAGGCAACUUAAAGGGCAUCCUGUCUUUUGAAGCAUUCUGUCAAUCAAAUGUAUCUUUAAAUAGGGAAGGAUUACUGGGUUAGUGAAUUUAGAAAUGUUCUAAAACACUACCCUUUAUAAAGUAUUUUGUAUGAAUAUGAACCACUUCUACAUGAAUUUGCUUGUCUUCAAUCAUGAGCUUUGAAGCAAAAUAUACAUGCCCUACUUGGCUAUGCCAAACAUUGACCAGACCUAAUGAGACAAACCCCAGAUGCAUUUUGCAAUGCAUUCACUAUCGUUUUGCAGCAUUGUAAAAUGGGGAAAAAACCCUGUAAGUUCUUGUUGAAAGGAACAUGUUCUCUGUUCAUGAUCUUUAAAGAACAUUUCAAGCCAAGAUUUGCCUGGCCCAGGGCAAAAGAACAUUAAUUCCCCCAAAGAGCAGAACCUGGUGCAAAUGAAUUGUGCUGGAAUUUAGAAAAAAAACUAUUGUUUUCAUAGAGGCCCUGUUGAUUAUAGCUCAAAUUGUUCAUAAAUACUUUGCUAAGAUGGAAAGCAAUCCAUGUUCAGUAUACC
Molecule: messenger RNA, 3423 nt
Organism: Thamnophis elegans (Western terrestrial garter snake)
Lineage: Eukaryota; Metazoa; Chordata; Lepidosauria; Squamata; Natricidae
Gene: RIPK2
Product: receptor interacting serine/threonine kinase 2
Biological process (GO): regulation of apoptotic process; innate immune response; positive regulation of canonical NF-kappaB signal transduction
Molecular function (GO): JUN kinase kinase kinase activity; ATP binding
Source: RefSeq, a predicted model, not a curated record